CAUGAAGGCAGGCAACUUCAAGACCCAUUGCUAUUGAGCAUGCUCAGAUCUACUGAGCAUGCUCAGUAGCAGUGAACGAUCGGCAUAUUAAACCGGCUUCCGCACUUAUGUGCUUGUUCUUGGUGUAGAAGGAAGGCCAGAGAGUGAAGGAUGCCUAAAAAGAAGACAGGUGCUCGCAAGAAGGCUGAAAAUCGCAAAGAACGUGAAAAGCAGAUAAGAGCUUCGAGAGGCAACGUAGAUUUGGCAAAACAUCCCUGCAAUGCUUCAAUGGAAUGUGAUAAAUGUCAAAGGCGGCAGAAAAAUAGAGCAUUUUGCUACUUUUGUAGCUCAGUUCAGAAGUUACCCAUCUGUGCACAAUGUGGGAAAACAAAAUGUAUGAUGAAAUCUUCAGAUUGUGUCAUAAAACAUGCUGGUGUAUACAGCACUGGUCUUGCAAUGGUGGGGGCUAUUUGUGAUUUCUGUGAAGCCUGGGUUUGCCAUGGUAGGAAGUGCCUCAGCACACAUGCUUGUAUCUGCCCUCUUGCAGAUGCAGAGUGCAUUGAGUGUGAGAGAGGAGUCUGGGACCACGGUCCUGGCUGAAUAUUCCGCUGCUUCUACCGGCAUAACUUCCUCUGCGGCGAUGACCGCGCCGAACAUCAGGCCAGCUGCCAGGUUCUGGAAGCUGAGACCUUUAAAUGUGUUUCCUGCAAUCGACUUGGGCAACACUCAUGUCUCCGUUGUAAGGCUUGUUUCUGUGAUGAACACACCCGGAGCAAGGUUUUCAAACACGAGAAAGGACAUGAGCCUCCCUGCCCAAAGUGUGGGCAUGAAACGCAGGAGACCAAAGACCUGAGCAUGUCAACACGGUCGCUCAGAUUUGGCCGACAGACAGGAGGUGAGGACGCCGACGGGGCUUCUGGCUACGAUGCCUAUUGGAAGAACCUCUCCACUAGCAAAGAUGGAGAUGCUGGCGAUCACGAUGAGGACUACGAUGAAUAUGAAGCAGAGGAUGAUGAUGAAGAUGAUGACCAUGAGGAAGGAGGGAAGGAUUUGGAAAUGGAGGCUUCUGGCUUGUUUAGCGGCUUGAAUUUAGGAAGAACCUACGCUAGUGGGUACGCGCACUACGAAGAGCCUGCAGACUAAGGCUGCAGUCCUAAGCACUCUCAGCAGGUGUCAAGUCCCCUCAAAUGUGAUGGGACUUAGCGUCUGAGUAGACAUGUUUAGGAUUUGCCCAUAAGUCCAUGCUUUUGGGGGCACUAUCAUUUGAGAGGAGCUGUGUGUAUAGUUAGUGAUUUUUUAGUAUGGUGAGUACUGGAAUAACUUUGCUAGGCUUUCAAGUAGAAAAGCUUACUGGGAAAGAAAGGGAAUAGAGAUUCUACAGGAGGUUAAAAUGUAUAUGGAUGCUAAAGGGAAGGACUGGUGAGUAAAAUGGAUUUGGGGUUGCGUUGGGUUUGGUGAUGUGAAGUGAAGUGAGGAUUGGACUUAACACUCCUCCCCAGCAUAAGACAGCAGCUGAGGCAACUAAGGCCAUUUCUGUUUCUCUGUGUUCACCAGAAAUGAAGUUAUUUUUCCUGAGUGAUUUUGAUGAUGCUUCUGUUAUCUUGUUCCAUAAACUAUCAAUAUUGGUGGCAAUGGACAUUGACUAUUUUUAUGUCUCAAAGGCCAUCAUGCUGCGAAAACUAGAUUUUUUUCACAAAUAUUGAUCCAUCUUGAGCACUUGGGGAAAUGCUUGCUGCAAGCUACUGUACUCAAAAUAUAAAUUGAAAUUAAAGUUACUUUGACAUUUUGUGUAAGCAAGAUCGAUCUGUAGAUUCCCUUGCAAUGCGCUUUGGAAACAUUAUCUGAUUCUGCCUUUUUUAAAAACACUAUACACCAUACAUUAACUGUAGAACCCACAACCACUUUCAGUAUGACCUAAAUAAACUUUUGAUCUCAUAUUUAUCACAA
This is a messenger RNA of Sphaerodactylus townsendi, 1926 nucleotides long. It is a transcript of the gene NOAZFP, whose product is annotated as zinc finger protein 330. The record is from RefSeq and is a predicted model, not a curated record. Gene Ontology annotation, cellular component: nucleus. NCBI's taxonomy places the organism in Eukaryota, Metazoa, Chordata, Lepidosauria, Squamata, Sphaerodactylidae. Gene Ontology annotation, molecular function: zinc ion binding.